AUGGUGACUAUUAUAGAGAGCUCUGCAGCACUUCGUAAAAAGAAGAUUCUGAAAAAGUCUGUCAAUUUCAGCGUGAUGGUGAUUGGCCAAUCAGGUACUGGAAGGUCGACGUUCAUAAAUUCCCUCUGUGACCAGUUAAUUGUGGAACCUUCGUCGACCGUUCGGAUGUAUUCUCCAGAGGAGCUAAGCAAUCCGGAUAGAGAAUUGCAACUAAGAAAGUCUACGGUGGAACUUGAAGAUGAGGAAGGUGUUCGUAUCAACUUGAACUUGAUUGAUACACCGGGAUUUGGUGAUUCUUUGAACAAUGAUCUUUCUUUCCAGAUUAUAAGGGACUAUCUUAAGUAUCAGUUUGAUGAGAUCUUGAUUGAGGAGUCGAAAUUAAGGAGAAAUCCUCGGUUCAAGGACAAUAGAAUCCACGUUUGUCUCUAUUUUGUUGUUCCUACGGGUCAUGGAUUGAGAGAGAUUGAUGUAGCAGUGAUGAAGAGUUUGGGGGAGUUUGUUAACAUCAUUCCAUGCAUCAGUAAGGCUGAUUCUCUCACAGUGGAAGAGUUGAAAUUGAACAAGAAGAUGAUUAAGGAGGAUAUUGAGCAUUAUAAGUUGCCUGUUUUUGAUUUCACCAACGAUUACUUUAAUAUGGAUGGAUCCUUGGACGAUGAGUCUAUUGAAUUGAACAAGUAUUUGCAGAAAACGUUACCGUUUGCCCUUAUGGGAUCCAAUGCUACGGUGAAAGAUGAGGUUACCGGUGAGAUUAAGCGGGUUCGAAAGUAUCCUUGGGGAGUAGUUGAUAUCUUUGACAAUGAGAUCAGUGAUGUACUCACUUUGAAGACCACCCUUUUGGUGACCCACCUUAAUGACUUCAAAGACUUCACUCAUGAGGUACUGUACGAAAAUUAUAGAGCCAAGACGUUGAGCGAGGUGGAAAAUGGUGAAUAUAAUUACAACAGCAUGUAUUCAGGAAGCGUGAAUAGCUUUAACGAGGCUACGCAAAUGAAUAGAAAAAAGCUGGUGGCAGCAGCAGCACAGAGAGCAAGUAAUGUUCCACCACAGGCAUCAUUUACUACUGCACCACCAAGAAGUCCCGUUCCCCCUGGAGGUGGCCGAUCUGUUCCGGGAACGCCCGAUACGGAAAUUCAGGCCAAAGAGGAGCAGAUUGAAUUUGAAGAGGAGAGAUUGAGAGCAUUCGAACAGAGGGUUCAAAGGGAUCUUGUGAUGAAGAGACAGGAAAUUGAGGCCAGAGAAAAGGAAUUGGAAGAUAUCGAGAGAAGAUUGGCAGCCCAGGAGUUAAGCGAUGUCGAUGCAGAUGUCGAUGCAGAUGCAGACGCCGACGCCGACGCCAAUGCCGACGAAGACGGUCACCCUGUACUACCGGAUCAGGUCGACUAA
This is a messenger RNA of Brettanomyces nanus, 1383 nucleotides long. RefSeq lists its product as uncharacterized. Bases 1 to 1383 code for a protein of 460 amino acids. The transcript has 2 exons. Lineage: Eukaryota; Fungi; Ascomycota; Pichiomycetes; Pichiales; Pichiaceae. Gene Ontology annotation, cellular component: septin complex; septin ring; microtubule cytoskeleton. Gene Ontology annotation, biological process: cytoskeleton-dependent cytokinesis; protein localization to bud neck; cellular bud neck septin ring organization. Gene Ontology annotation, molecular function: GTPase activity; GTP binding; molecular adaptor activity. The record is from RefSeq and is a predicted model, not a curated record.